GUCUUGCAGGAAACUUCCGGCGUAUAAACGAAGUUGCCUUUGAAAAUCUGAAGGUUUUUUGUGUACAUCUGCUGAACACAUCCCUGUUUCAAAGAAGGCUGGUCUCAGUUGGUAAGUAAGCUGUUUUUUUUAACUGUUUGUUUAAAGCGGUUCAAGCUAACGUUAAGUGUUGUACAACUAAAGCUAGAAGACAAACAAAUGGGAUAACAAGUAACAAGCUUAAGACUGCUAUCGUUACGUUAUAAUUUAUUAUUGCGUUAUUGUGUAUAUUGUACCAGAACUGGGACACUACAUGACUGGUUUCAAAAACUAGAGAAUAAAUAGUUAGGUUAAGACUCCAGGGCUGACUGUGAUAGGCCGGGACACCUGUCAGUCAACCAAGCCAUCCCCAGUGUAAAAACAACUUUAAACUUAAAAAAUGUCCUCAAUGGAAAAUUGAUUCUCAACAUUGGCACACAAUUAAAGUUGCAUUUUGUGUACCAUACCUGCCCAGCAGCAGAUGACAGACAGAGGUUAGCUGGUGAAGACCAAACCAGAGAAAAAGACAGCUGGGUAAUGUAUUUGGAUUCAUCAGGUCGACAGAAACACAACUCCAUAUGGGAUAAUAAUCCAUGACUGCCGAGUGUGUAAAUUGAUAAUUGUUUAGCUGAGUUAACUCAAAUGUUUUUUGUAUAAAUGCUUGGAUUUUUUAAAGCUGCAGUUGUUCAUGUCUGGCCACUAGGGGGCGGAAUAACUCCAAAAUAAGCUGAGUGCGGUGAUGACAGACAGUGCACACUGGAAAUGAAGCUACUCACAGCUGGAGAGAAGAUGGACUGUGACAGCUCAUGUGAGCAGGUGAGGAGGUGGUGAGUGCAACAGACUUACACAGCUGUGUAUAAAUAGCUGGUCUCACUUAAUUCUGUCUUGGUGGCAAUUUGAAAAGAUAGUGUUCUUCAAGCUUAUUUUAUUUUUGAUAACAUAUAGCCGCUUACAUUUUAGUUGCACAUACAUUCUUUAGCCUGUGUGAUCCCAGGGAGAAGUGUGGAAAGCAGCCCCACCAGGUGGCGCUAAAGCACUGACGUCAUUCUGUCUGUUUCAACAUAACAUGCCAUCUGAUGAAAGCUGCUGUGGUUCAGAUAGUUGGGUCUUUGCACGAAUCUCGGAUUCACCUUUUUGUUUCAACACAAAAAGUAACAUUUGCUUUGGAUUCUGCAAACAGACCUGAAGUCUUUUGUGUUUUUGGGGCUUUUUUUUUUUUUUUUUGCUUACAUCUGGCAGCCCCGCUCCAAACUUUCACUUUAAGAAGGCGCGUCUACGCUGCAGCGUAUAUUACAAUCCUUAAAGCGGCACAUGGAAACCAUAGCUGCAUUUCUGCAUGACACACAUCUAGACCUGCAGGCUGUCCGGUGCGAGUAAAUGCUCUGGAGAAAAACUGAUCCACGGUGUGUAUUCCUGUGGCUUUGACUGAGUGUGUUUUUUAUAUCAGUGGCGCGGCACAGCACCUUCAGUGAAUGCGGCAGCGGGAGCUCCUCGCCGAGGCUCGCAGCGAGCCGAGAGAGGAAGGAUCGGCGGAUUCAAGACGAGACGGGGUGGUGGGCUCUGGUCGAGACGAGACAUGAAAUAGUCACCGGGAGAGAGCCGUCAAAGGUGAAGCACGUUGGGGCGUGAGUGAAAUGGAGGCACCGCCGGGGACGAGCUGCUGUGAGCGCACCGUGGCCAACCGGGAGUAACCGAGCCGAGAAACGGGGCUGUGGGAUGGCAGCAUCCAGCAACUCAAGCCUCUCAGGUUCAUCUCUGUCCUCCGACCCUGAGGAUUACCAACCGCCCAUAUGGAAGUCCUACUUGUACCAACUACAGCAGGAAGCCCCGAGGCCAAAGAGGCUCACGUGUCCUCAGGAGAUGGAAAACAGACCCAAAUACUACGGCAGAGAAUUUCAUGGCAUGAUCUCUCGGGAAUAUGCAGAUGAGCUUCUGGCGGGAGCAGAGGGUGCUUACCUCAUCAGGGAAAGCCAAAGACAGCCAGGAACUCACACCUUGGCCUUAAGGUUUGGGCACCAGACCCUCAACUACAGACUGUUUUAUGACGGGAAGCACUUUGUCGGGGAGAAGAGGUUUGAGUCGGUCCAUGACCUUGUGACGGAUGCCCUCAUCACUCUCUACAUCGAGACCAAGGCGGCGGAGUACAUCGCCAAAAUGACCACCAACCCCAUCUACGAGCAUCUCGGUUACACCUCGUUGCUCAAGGACAAGAUGGUGCACAGGCUGAGCCGUGGACACACAGAACCACGCAGGGUCACCUUCCAGAGAGAUGAAAAGAUAUCCUCACCUCUGGUGCGACGGAGUGCCUUGAAAGAAACACCGGAGAAGCAGUGCUUCUACGAGAAGAUACACAAUUUCAAGGUACACACCUUUCGAGGGCCGCACUGGUGCGAGUACUGUGCCAACUUCAUGUGGGGCCUCAUCGCCCAGGGUGUCCGCUGCUCAGAUUGUGGGCUGAAUGUACACAAACAGUGCUCCAAACUGGUUCCCAGCGACUGCCAGCCGGACCUGCGCAGGAUAAAGAAAGUGUACAGCUGUGACCUCACCACGCUCGUCAAAGCUCACAACACAACACGGCCCAUGGUGGUGGACAUCUGCAUUCGAGAGAUAGAGCUGAGAGGUAUGCAAUCUGAAGGUCUCUACCGAGUGUCUGGCUUCUCAGAGCACAUAGAGGAAGUGAGGCUUGCCUUUGACCGAGAGGGUGAAAAGGCUGACAUCAGUGCCAGUGCCUAUGCAGACAUCAACAUCAUUGCUGGUGCUCUGAAGCUCUACUUAAGAGACCUUCCCAUUCCAAUCAUUACGUUUGACUUGUACUCCAAAUUUAUUCAAGCUGCAAAGAUUCCAAAUGCUGAAUCCAGACUGGAGGCCAUCCACGAGAGUUUGCUGCAGCUCCCCCCCGCCCACUACGAGACCCUACGUUACCUGAUGGCUCACCUCAAGAGGGUGACACAGUUUGAAAAGGACAAUUUAAUGAAUGCCGACAACCUGGGGAUUGUCUACGGUCCGACGCUCAUGCAGCCACCAGAGCAGAAUGCCUUGACAACCCUGAAUGACAUGAGGCAGCAGAAACUAGUGGUGCAGCUUAUGAUAGAGCAUGAAGAUGUCUUAUUCUAAGGACUGAGGCAUGCAGGCCUUAUAACUGAAACGAAGGACAUUUAUUUAUUCUGUCAGAGAGGAAAUUCAAUCCACCUUGAUUCUGAUGAAGUUUCAGAAUAGUUUGUGACCAAAUUGAACUUGAGAUGCUUAUUUUCUCGCAUGACCGUUUUAGUUGGAAGUUGGUUUAGUGUUGACAUUGUCUUGUUACUGUAAGUUUGGGUUUUCAUACCCAGCCAAGUCCAUCAUUUUUAUAUUGGGAAAGGAUCCAGUAUGUUUACCUACCUGCAGUGCUGUUCUCUCCUCUCUUUCAUUUGAAGACUGUCACUACCUGGUGUAGACGCAGUCGUGAUGACAGCGCCGUGUGAAAUCUCUCAAUCAGCAGCAGCCUAGUUAACGUUCCCACAUUACAUGUGUGCUCAUUGUGAUUUUAGUGGGAACGCUAUAUAAAGUUUAAUGUAGAUAAAAAUCCGAUCAUGUAAUGAUCAAUAUUUUAACUGUGUGUACUAAAAUUAAGAGAUGAGACAAUUGGGCGCUUAUGAAGCACUUUUUUGCAACAAGUGUAAAGAUUUAUUUUGUAAAGAUGUUUAUUUUUGUCUUUUACUCUGCAUCGUGUUCUUUUGUCACAAUAAUAUAUACUGUUGAGAAUGAUGUGUGUCGAAUCGAUGUCUAAAUACAAAACUGUUCACAAGAGAGAGAAAAGGAAUCGGACGAGAAGUAGUUUGUGGAUUUACCAUUUUCCUUUGCAACACACUCAGUGCUGUGGUGAGGAAUACACAGCUGGAUUAAAUACUGCUCAUUUUACUUCACAUGUCAUGUUGCAGGCAUAUUGUAAAACUUUGCACACAUGUCUGCUGCCAGUGUUGUAGUAUUUCUGUUUACGUGCUGUAAUCUGGGAUAUGUUUAGGGGAAAAAUAUGAUCUGGGCCCAUUUCUUUCCUUUUUGUAUGCCAGCAGCAUCACUCGGUGCAGCAGUAGUUGCCUUUCACUUCACAGUGCCAUAGAAGUCAACAGUCAUACUACAGCGGUACCGAGCAUGUUUAUUUCACAGUUGGUUUGAUGUGUUUACGUAAAUCCUUUCUACGAAUCCAUUUUAUCAAAAUGUAUUUUUGUGACGGUUGUAAUUCAAAAUGUAAUUUAUCAAAUGUUGAUUUAUUAAAGGAAAGAAAACUUGAGUGGUGGUCUUUGUGAGAGAAGACAUAAUAGCACCA
Molecule: messenger RNA, 4321 nt
Organism: Anarrhichthys ocellatus (wolf-eel)
Lineage: Eukaryota; Metazoa; Chordata; Actinopteri; Perciformes; Anarhichadidae
Gene: chn2
Product: chimerin 2
Exons: 13
Coding region: 1735-3132 (465 amino acids)
Biological process (GO): signal transduction; regulation of small GTPase mediated signal transduction; positive regulation of GTPase activity
Molecular function (GO): GTPase activator activity
Source: RefSeq, a predicted model, not a curated record